Molecule: messenger RNA, 1689 nt
Organism: Pyricularia oryzae 70-15
Lineage: Eukaryota; Fungi; Ascomycota; Sordariomycetes; Magnaporthales; Pyriculariaceae
Exons: 3
Coding region: 338-1582 (414 amino acids)
Biological process (GO): protein sumoylation; double-strand break repair via homologous recombination
Cellular component (GO): Smc5-Smc6 complex; nucleus
Molecular function (GO): zinc ion binding; SUMO ligase activity
Source: RefSeq, a predicted model, not a curated record
UCGAUAAACAUGUUGCUCGAUCCCUCCGAACCCCACACGUGAUUACGUAUCUAAUAUUUGCGUUGCAAGUCUGACUUGUAAUUACAACCGAUCCGAUCGGACGUUCAUCGCGAUUCGAACAGGCGCUAACCAGCAGGAGAUUUCCGAUGCAGGGUAGGCGACAAGAUCAUGCCGAUCACUCGAACGCGUCUAGAUUUCAUCGACACGCGUUAACGACCACCCCACCUCGAUGAACUAUCAACUUCAACAGAGCUAUCUCUAUUUUGUUCUCCCACGGCUCAAGAAACCCCCCUUAGCGAUAUUUUCAUUGAAAGGUACACAUAAAAAACCAUAAAAUAUGUCCAGGCGCCUAGUAAAAGGCUCCUCCUCCGGCCGGCGGACGAACAACGUAGCAACUUACACACCAUCCAUGCCGGCGUACCAACCGCCAGCCUUCCCACUCGGCGACGAAGGCCGCCGCGCCCUGUCGAGCAUCAGCGGCUCCGGCGACCUGGCCGGUGCCUACGAGGUUCAGCUGGGCCGGUCGCUCAAGCACCUCCCUGCCGCCGUUGCUAUCAUCAACGACCGCCUCAAGGCUCGCCGCGACGACGUCGACGCCGCCGCCCGCCGGCGCCACAACCAGGGCACCAUGGAACCCACUCCGGCCGACGAGCAGGCAGAAGAGGCUCUGCGCAGGCUAGAACGUGAUGUGCCUCGCCUGGCCCGCGAGCUCGAGGCCGCCGACCGGGCAGCCAUCGACGCCAAGCGCGCCCUGUUCAACCUCAAGGCCGCGCUGCGCGAGGCUAACACCUCGGUGCAGCAGGCACAGCCGCGGCAGAUGCGGGAGCGGGCUGCUGAUGGGGGCGAGUCGACGAUGCGGUUUGAGGAUAUUGAGGAUGUGGAUGAGUUCCUAGCUACGGUGCGCGCGGCGGGUGCAGAAUGGGAGGACGACGAAGGCGCCGACGAAGAGGAGCGGCGUGGGCCUCCUGCCCCACUACGCCUGUUCAAGGAAUCGCGCGCGAGGCUAGCGGCCGAGUACGAGGCCGAGGGUGUGGUUGAGAAGUACGCAGAGAACAACGACUAUAUCGCCUUCAAGCGACACUGGCACGACGGUCUGCAUCCCAACGAGGACAAGGCGAUGCCCGACGCGAGUCGCUGGUUCGAUGAGGACGGCAACCCGCGCCUGGACGAGGAUGGCGGCGACGACGAUGAUGAUGACGAUAUCGCCUACGGUCCUGCUGUGACAAGCACUAGGUGCCCCGUCACGUUGCUACCCUUUCAAGAACCUAUCACUAGCAAAAAGUGCAAGCAUACGUUUGAGAAGUCGGCAAUUGCUUCCAUGUUUCGCGGCCAGGGCGAAAAAGACUGCCCAAUGGGUGGCUGUGUAAAGAAACUCACAUUUGCCGACUUCCACGAGGAUCCCAUAAUGAAACGCAAGAUCGAGCGCGCCAAGCAACGAGAGGCACGUGGCGUCGAGUCUGAUGGAGAAGGCGAAGAGGAUGACGAUGGCAAUAAUCCCGACGCCAGCAUGGUGGAAACAGGCGCAAGGAACAAGGGCCGGCCUAUUAAGCGUGAAGUCAAACGUGGAUCGUCGCCUUCUUGAGACGUUGGUCUGAUCUGACAAACCCCUUUCGGUAACUUACAUUCUACUUGUGCAACCCUCUUGAACGAUACCCCUAUUCUAGUAAUUCCAUUUAUAUGCUUCGUGAA